AUGGAUGACAGUUUGGAUGAUCACAGCAAGGCUGAGGUGAGCAAUGUUGGAACAGAUGGUCCCUCCACUAAAAAGGUAUCUGGCAGGAGGCAAAACUGUGCCAAGACACCAUUCCCUUCUCAUUCCCACUCAAAUCCCCCACCAGCUGAUGGUUCCCAUAGUGAGUGGCUCUCUGCACCUCCAGCCCAUGCAAAGACCCUGGAAAACAAUGGCCAUGAUUCCAAUGAUGAAGCUGAUGAAGACACUUAUUUGCCCACCCUAUCCAAUUCAAAGAAAACAGCAACAUCCCUGAAUAGGAACAAGUACACAACUGAACUACAGGACCACUCAGAAUAUGCAGAUGAAGAUGGAUUGGAGAGCAUUCCUUUCACUGACCACCCAACUGAGGAGGGGUCAACAAGCAGAAACAAAGGUGGAAAGCUGAAAUCUGCCCUGAAGCAUGCACACCAGGCAAGUUUGGCUCUGUCAGAAUUGAGUGAGCCAGACAUGAAUCAACAUCAACCUGGGGCCAAAUACUCAUCCAAGUCCAACCAUAAUGGAUCUGUGACCACCAAUGCAGCAUCCACAAAUGUGAAACAGGGCAUCCCUGGGAGCACCUGGAAGUCACCUCAUGUCUGA
This is a messenger RNA of Pisolithus orientalis, 618 nucleotides long. RefSeq lists its product as uncharacterized. The transcript is spliced from 5 exons. The record is from RefSeq and is a predicted model, not a curated record. Bases 1 to 618 code for a protein of 205 amino acids. NCBI's taxonomy places the organism in Eukaryota, Fungi, Basidiomycota, Agaricomycetes, Boletales, Pisolithaceae.